Messenger RNA from Ruditapes philippinarum (Manila clam), 3551 nucleotides. RefSeq lists its product as uncharacterized. The coding region runs from base 302 to 2377 and encodes 691 amino acids. Lineage: Eukaryota; Metazoa; Mollusca; Bivalvia; Venerida; Veneridae. The record is from RefSeq and is a predicted model, not a curated record. The transcript is spliced from 7 exons.
CCAUUAUCACAGCGUCACCGAUAGCAAUGGAGGAAAAGUCGAACGAAAGAAAUGAAUCAACUUUGACAUGAAUAUGAAUGAAAAAGUCGUGUGGUACAAUAGUUUGCUAUUAGAUAUUUAAAGAUUCGAUAUAUGGGAUUUAUUUUCAUAACUUUCUAAGUGCUAAGUUUUCAGAAGCAGUUCUUUUGAGCAAGAAAAAGAAAAUAUUUAAAAAAAAAUAGAAAAAAAAAUGUCGCAACUAACGGAAUUUUGAUCUCGAAUUUAUACUUGUCAACAUUUAUGAUACUGAUGAAAUUUUUUAAUGGAUUCUCCGGAAUUUACACUGAAAUCAUCAGGAAGGAUGCAGCAAACUAGAAAGUUUGUGUAUUUAAUUUUACUUCAUACAGUUUUGGCAGACCCUUACGCAUCUAUGACUCGACAUAAGUAUGCAUGUUACAGCCCGGACCACUGCCAUUCAAACCUCUAUUCCAUCGAAUGUUCCUCAGAGGAGAAAAUUGCCAUGCACGGAGUAAGUUACGGAGCCAAACCUUAUACCUCAUACUGCCCUAAAACACAAAUGUGCUUGAAUAAAAACUUGUGCUGCAGACAUGAGCCAGGAGACUGUCUGGUACCCAUGAAUGAUUCUGCGUUAGUUGAGAUAUACAGAGAGUGUUCACAUACGACUCAGUGUGGUUGGUUGUUUGCUUCAUCAACAGAACUAGAGGCCAAUUGUAAAAUACGUGACAGAUCCAACUAUAUAAAAGCUGACUACCAUUGUAUUCAUGAUCGUUCGUUCAUAGACAUCUGUUCCCAGCAUACGGUGACGGCAAAAUCUGUACACAUUCAUCACUCGGCUAUUCCUCCUAGUAUAUAUAACUAUAACCAAUGUUCGUGUCUCAUCUCGCCCGACGUCUGCAACACCACCGCGAAGCUGAAAUUCCGAGCUGUAGAUAUAAGGUUACAAGAUAAAGACAACUUGACCAAAUGUUCACUUGACAGCAGGAUGGAACUGAUUGGACAAUGGGAUAAGAAACUGUAUAGCUGCGAGUCGGGCAAAUUUCUGCACGGUUUUGAAGAUUUUCAUAUUAGCAGCGAAAACAACAUGGUGCUGUUUCUCCAUAAAAUGCCAAGAGUUUAUCCAACAAAAGUCUGGCUUGAAGUUCAAGCUUCUCUUUCGGAUGUGAAGGUCAGGGUGACAUGUGGCCCUCGGAGUGUGGAGACUGCCCCUCGUUGUCCUGCCAUACCAAUUAGCCAAUCAGAAACCAUAGACACAGUGGAGGAUGUCCCAGAACGGAAAAAUAAUAAACCAACUAUAAUACAUUUAGAUCCUGAUGACAUUGACCAUGACAUUGGUAGACCAGAAAAGGAUGAACCUAGGGAGAAACAAAAUCCUGCUAUGGCGGCUAUUAUAGGUGGUAUCGUGGCAGGUGUGGUGGUUCUUAUACUCCUACUUGUACUGGUCUGUCUCAUCAUCAGGAAAAAGAAAAAGAACAAGGAUCACCAGGGUUUACCAAGUGCCAAAGAAUGUCAUCCUUAUGUGGAGGAAAGUCAUCAAGUAAAUUACUACGAGCAGAUUAAUGACAAGUCUACUGUCGCUACACCAGAAACCGGUAAACAUGUGAUAUAUCAUCAACCGUGGGGGAACCAGCCUGGAGUCAAUGUCCAGAAUCGUGCCAAACCUGCCGAUCUUGCCUACGCUACAAGCGAAGAAAUUAAAGUUCUUAUAGAAAAAAUGGAAAAAGAUCGGCAAAGUAUAGUAGAUGGUUGCGAUGAACAUUACUCUGAACCAGACCCCACCUACUACAGACAUAUAAGUACAUUUUCUUUCAAACCACAUGGGAAGGAUUCUCCAGACGGUCAAGGUGCUAUAGAACAAAAAAGUAAAAAUGAAAGCGAAACAGAAUCUGUUGCUUCAGAAAAUUGUGGAACAGAGAAAUUAGAAUCUGAAGACUCGAAAGUUGAAGCAGAUAGGGGAAUAGAUUCUGAUACAGAAUGCCAUAAGGCAGAGUCUGAGACUGUGUCAGCAACAUACGAUGGGUACGAGUCUCCAAGAGUCAGCAGUUGUCAACCAUCAGAUGCCACUGAGUCUGUUAGGACGAGCGUGCGAUCGAGUGUUCCGUCAGAGUUUCAGAAUUAUGUCUAUCAUCCAGAAGCUGUUAUAUUAGAAGACAGCCAGUCUGAUUUGGACAUUCCAGAAGAAUACGCCCCACCUGUUUCUGAAGCUGUUAAAAGUCAGUCCGGCACUGAUAGUGAUGGGAAAGUAACUCUAGGUGGUUAUAGAGAACCAAAGGGAAGUAAUGAGUUUCUAUUUAUGGACACUGAUUCAGAAAAGGACACAAAGAGUGAUCACCCUUACAGUCCUGUGUAUGAUGAAAUCAAAGAAAACACAAAAUUGUGAUUUGUAAUUGAUUUUUUUUGUGUUGUGAAUUGUUUUACUUGUUAGAUUAUUUAUGUUUUAUUGAACUUUUUUAUUGAUAUUAUGAAAGCAUAUUGCCAAUUGUCAAUUAAUGAUUUUCUUCAAAGCUGUUGUUUUCUUUUAAGAAUAUUGUAUAUUGUUAAUAAUGUUGUGAAUAUUUUUAGUAAAGAAAUUCAGAGUGAUUAUAUAUCAUUGAAUUGACAUUUUUGAUAAUGUAGGUUUUUUAUCUGAACUUGAUUUAAGUGGAACUUACAGGAGAAGAUCCUCUUGCAUAAAGAUGUUAAUUUAUUAUAAAUCAUUCUUUAUUUUUUAAUGAUAAACUUUUAGUCAUUAAUGUUUUCUUUAAAGAUACUCAACUAAAAACAGCUAAUUACAGGUGUACCAGUGUACAUGUACAUAAUGAAUAGAAACUUACCAUUUUAUAAUAAGCAGAAAAUUAAAAGCAUAUCUUAUAUUUUUGGUGGUUGUGUUUUUAUAUUUUGUUAUAUAAGAUCGGAUUCUACACAGUAUUAUAGUUCAGUUGUUGUUUAUCUUUUGAAAAUUUUAUUAGAAGUUAGCACUGAUGUUUUGCAGUUUAUGGCAUUUUAUUGAAUUACAUACUGUAGAAAUACCCUUUAACUUUAAUAAUCUAAUCUAAGAAAUUGCUCUAUACACUAUUUUGUCACAUAUAAUUGAAACAUUUAAGACAAGAUUAGUGAAAGGUUUAUUGCUUUCUUCCAGUAAUGAUUUUUUUGCUCUUCUUGAUUAAAUAUAAGUCAUAUUAAAGUGAUCUCUUUCCUUAUCAAUAAAGGUAACAAAGUAUUUAAGGCCACUACUUGAUAGUAAUUUAUUGUAGUAUAUUUUAGCUAUAAUGAAAGAAAGGUAUUUUCAUUUAAAUCCAGGAAUGUUUGAAAUUUUACAACAUUUUACUGUAAAAACUUUUCACUUAUAUAAUAUGAUGCACAGAUAAACUUGCCAAUAGUGAGCACUUUAUGUACAUAUAUACAUGUUUAUUUGUUUAUCUGAUUUUUAAGGCAAUUUUAAAUUUUUUCGAUCAUAUCUUAGUGGUUGAUCCACCUAACCAACUUGCCUGGAUAACUAACCAGUAACUACCAAUGUCACAACAAGUAACUAACUACUUAUCCUACAUGAUUUCUGAAUCAGCGAAGAGAGACAA